AUGGCGUCUACACGAGCAACUGGGCUCUUGAAUUCCCAAUUUCGGGGCUCUGCCCGCAUUACGUCUUUCGGACGCAGCAUCUCUGCAGUCCCGACCUGCCGACUCACAACACGCCUGGCUGGCCCUGGAACGAGGACAACAACCAGAACGGUGGCUUCUGCUGCCUUCAAAAUCCCCACCAUCUCCAACGAGCCCAACCAUCACUACACGAAAGGCUCUGCCCAGCGCGAAGGGCUCACUGCCGCGCUCGAUGCCCUGCAGAGCAAGCUUCCUUUAGAGGUGCCAAUUGUUGUCGCUGGCAAAGAGAUCAAGACAGGCAACACCGGGAAGCAAGUCAACCCGGCCGACCACAACACCACCGUGGCGACGUACCACCAAGCCUCGCCGUCCGACAUCACCAAGGCAAUCGAAUCGGCCCUUGCGGCCAAAUCCUCAUGGGAGUCCGUCCCCUUCGCCGACCGCGCCGCCGUCUUCCUCAAAGCCGCCGACCUCAUCUCCACCAAGUACCGCUACGAUAUCAUGGCCGCCACCAUGAUCGGCCAGGGCAAGAACGCGUGGCAGGCCGAGAUCGACGCCGCGGCCGAGCUGGCUGACUUUCUGCGCUUUAACGUCAAGUACGCCGAGGAGCUAUAUGCCCAGCAGCCAGCGCACCACAGCCCCGGCGUCUGGAACCGCGUCGAGUACCGGGCCCUUGAGGGUUUCGUGUACGCCGUCAGCCCCUUCAACUUCACCGCCAUCGCCGGCAACCUCCCCGGCGCCCCGGCGCUGCUCGGCAACGUCGUCGUCUGGAAGCCCAGUGACUACUCGAUCGCGUCCAACUGGCUUGUCUACAACAUACUGAUCGAGGCCGGCUUGCCCCGUGAGGUCAUCCAGUUCGUGCCCGGCAACCCCGAGGAGGUCACCAAGGCUGUGCUGGCGCACAAGAAGUUCGCCGCCCUCCACUACACAGGCAGCACCGCCAUCUUCCGCAAGCUGUACGGCGCCAUCGGUAACGGCGUGGCCAACGGCCACUACCAGUCGUACCCCAGGAUCGUCGGCGAGACGGGCGGCAAGAACUUCCACCUGAUCCACCCCUCCGCCGACGUCGAUAACGCCGUCAAGCAGACAAUCCGUGGCGCUUUCGAGUUCCAGGGCCAGAAAUGCAGUGCGACGUCGCGGGCGUACGUGCCCAGUUCACUCUGGCCCCAGUUCAAGGAAGGCCUGACUGCCGAAACUGCCAAGAUCAAGAUUGGCAACCCGGUCGACCACAGCAACUUCAUGGGUCCCGUCAUCCACGAGGGCUCGUUCAAGAAACUCUCGGGCGUCAUCGAUGCGGCUAAGGACGACAAUGAGCUGGAGCUCAUCGCGGGCGGCAUGUACGACUCUUCCAAGGGCUACUUCGUGCACCCGACCAUCUACAAGACAACAAACAAGAAGCACAAGCUGCUGAGCACCGAACUCUUUGGUCCUGUGCUGACCGUCUAUGUGUACGACGAUGCGGUGAACUCGGCGCAGGCUUUCUCAGAGGUGUGCGACCUCGUCGACUCGACAGGCGAGUACGGCCUCACGGGCUCCAUCUUCGCGACGGACCGCGCGGCGGUCCGGUUCGCCGAGGACAGGCUGCGCAACUCGGCCGGUAACUUCUACAUCAACUGCAAGAGCACUGGCGCCGUCGUGGGGCAGCAGCCGUUCGGCGGCGGCAGGGCUAGCGGCACGAACGACAAGGCGGGCAGUCCGAACCUGCUCACCCGUUUCGUGAGUAUGCGGAGCAUCAAGGAGGAGUUUGCGGCGACAACCAAGGUCGAGUAUCCCUCCAACGAGGUUUGA
Molecule: messenger RNA, 1806 nt
Organism: Colletotrichum graminicola M1.001
Lineage: Eukaryota; Fungi; Ascomycota; Sordariomycetes; Glomerellales; Glomerellaceae
Product: 1-pyrroline-5-carboxylate dehydrogenase
Exons: 3
Coding region: 1-1806 (601 amino acids)
Cellular component (GO): mitochondrial matrix
Molecular function (GO): L-glutamate gamma-semialdehyde dehydrogenase (NAD+) activity
Source: RefSeq, a predicted model, not a curated record